Molecule: messenger RNA, 723 nt
Organism: Sporothrix schenckii 1099-18
Lineage: Eukaryota; Fungi; Ascomycota; Sordariomycetes; Ophiostomatales; Ophiostomataceae
Exons: 2
Coding region: 1-723 (240 amino acids)
Source: RefSeq, a predicted model, not a curated record
AUGGCGGACGUCAAACCGCACACACUGUCAGACGGCCUGUCAACCCCCACAUCCUCGAUUUCUAGAACGAACCUGCAUUUGUCCUCUUGCGAUCUCGGUCAGCCCCUCUGGAACCUUGAGAGCCACUUGACUGACCCGCCUCGCUUGCCUGAUUCCUGGGUGCGUGUGCAUACGGAGUAUGUAGUCGACCUGACAUCACACGACGACUGGGGCCCCUCUGUUGCAUUCUACGGUGGGAAUUUGCCGAUGCUGAAAAAUCUACGCAAGCAACAAUCGGACUCUCAUCCCGGCGUCAUGAUAGCGUCAAAGGACCGCGGAAGCAAGGACAGACGUUGGGACAGAUGCCCACGUGUUUACAGAAUCGACGACAGCACGGAGUCUGGACGGAAAUACGUCACCAAAAACAUGGUCAAAACAAGACAAAGUCUCGAAAACGCCAACGAAGACACUCGGUAUGCCAUUGCGGUUACAACUUCGCCAUCUAGGCUAGGUUGGAGGAGAGCAGGAUGCAAAUACAACGCGUGUCAUUCGUGGAGAGCGAGAGACGGCGUCGACUGCAAGAUGCAGAAAAAUGGCCAGACACAAGAACGCAAGAACGGACUCAAGGACGGUCGCAUGCUGGUCCCAGGAUCAAGCAUCGAGACAGUGGGGGAAAUAAGCCAGACUGCAAGUGCACAGAGGCUGGACAGGCAGCGUGGGCAGGGAUGUGAGGAUGUGACGUGA